Molecule: messenger RNA, 981 nt
Organism: Malania oleifera
Lineage: Eukaryota; Viridiplantae; Streptophyta; Magnoliopsida; Santalales; Ximeniaceae
Exons: 1
Coding region: 55-516 (153 amino acids)
Source: RefSeq, a predicted model, not a curated record
AAGAAAGAAAGGGGAGGGAAGAAGAAGAAGAGGAGUUGUGCUACGGUGACAGGUAUGGGUAACAGUCUUAGGUGCUGUUUGGCCUGCGUUCUUCCGUGCGGAGCCCUAGACGUGAUCCGAAUCGUCCAUUUGAACGGACACGUGGAUGAGAUCACCCGGUCCGUGACGGCCGGCGAGAUUCUGGAGGCCCACCCGAGCCACGUCCUAAGCAAGCCCUGCUCCUCUCAGGGGGUCGCCCGGCGAAUCCUGAUCCUCUCGCCGGAGUCGGAGCUCAAGAGAGGCAGCAUCUACUUCCUGAUUCCGGCGUCGUCGCUGCCGGAAAAGAAGAGAGGCCGCGACAAGAAGUCAUCCAAGGCGAGGAAGAAGCGCAACGCCGACGCCGUCGUAUCCGCCGACUGCGAACGCUACUUGACGGAGAUUGCGAGGGAGAAGAAGCACACACGCCGGUCUGACCACCGGAGCUGCCGCGCCGGCGUUUGGCGACCGCAUCUCGAGAGCAUUUCAGAGGACUUGUAGCACCUUUACGAGAAGUUCCCACUAAAUAGACGGCGGUGAUACACGCAAAACUCGUUUCGGCCGACACAUGAGGAAUUUCGGCUCUGAUACCCGAUAUCUCGGGAAUGACCGGCCGGCGCCAACGGGUGGAAUCAUAAAUUAUAAUUGGUUUAAUUUGUGGAUAAAUUUUUAUUAUAAUUUUGUUUUUUUUUUUUUCUGGCCUGCCUAGUGAGGGCAGAUUCGGAAUUGGAAUCUACUUGUGCUGAUUAAGGGGAAUUAUCAUAAGUCAAUUAGAGAGAGUGAAAUGUUCGUAGUAUUUAAACAUCCUCAAGCUGUAAGUAAAAAGAAAAAUUCUUAAUAUUUUUUCUUAAUUUUCUUAAUUGCAUCAUUGGUUUUUUGAAAAAAUUAUUUUUUACGUAAGCGAUAAAUUUGACUUUAUCGGUAUAUAAGAAUGAAAUAAAAUGAAAUGAAUUAACUUUGUUAUUU